This is a messenger RNA of Pseudoliparis swirei, 1837 nucleotides long. RefSeq names its product claudin-15-like. The transcript has 5 exons. Gene Ontology annotation, molecular function: structural molecule activity. Gene Ontology annotation, cellular component: bicellular tight junction; plasma membrane. NCBI's taxonomy places the organism in Eukaryota, Metazoa, Chordata, Actinopteri, Perciformes, Liparidae. Bases 1 to 675 code for a protein of 224 amino acids. Gene Ontology annotation, biological process: cell adhesion; bicellular tight junction assembly. The record is from RefSeq and is a predicted model, not a curated record.
AUGAAUGAGAUAGUGGAAGCUUUGGCCUUCCUUCUGGGGUUUCUGGCCUGGCUGAUGGUCGGGAUCGCCAUUCCUAAUCGCUACUGGAAGGUCUCGACAGUGGACGGUAACGUUAUCACCACAUCAACCAUCUAUGAAAACCUCUGGAUGUCCUGUGCAACUGACUCUACAGGAGUUCACAACUGCCGGGAUUUUCCAUCUUUGCUCGCACUUAAUGGGUACAUCCAGGCCUCCCGGGCGCUCAUGAUCGCGGCCAUCGUGUUCGGGACGUUUGGUCUCGUGGCGACUCUUGUUGGAAUGAAGUGCUCAAAAAUAGGCGGAGAAAACUACAUCCUGAAGGGAAGGAUCGCUGCGAUUGGAGGAGUGUUCUUUGUACUGCAGGGGAUGUCCACCAUGAUUGCUAUAUCUUGGUAUGCUGCCAACAUCACACAGGAGUUCUUUGACCAGUUCUACCCGGGGACAAAGUAUGAGAUCGGGGAGGGUUUGUAUAUCGGCUGGUCGUCAGCCACACUCGCCCUUUGUGGAGGUGCGUGUCUGAUGUGCGCCUGCAAGGUCGACACACCCGAGGGGAAAACUCCUUAUCCAUACCAACCAUCCUCCAGAGGACAUGUGCAGUCGCCUGUGGCAAAGUCCCAGUUGGUCCCCGGCAACUAUGGUCGAAACGCAUAUGUCUGAGAGGAGACGAAGGGAACGUCAUCUCGAAGUCAAUUCACAAGAUGAAAUGCACGAUGAGAAGGAUUUACAAUGGUAACCAUGACAGAGCCUCAUGAUCACUUUCUAUAGGAGCAGCAACCUUGAUUUGAUUUAUUCUGGCUUUAUCCAAUCUAAAGCUUUUAAUGAUAUAUAGAUAUAUUAUAUAUAUAUAUAUAUAUAUAUAUAAAUAUAUAUAUAUGCAAUUGACCUUACUAGUUUGCUGUCGCUUUACAAAGACAAACUGCAACAUAAUGAAAACUGUGACCGGCUAAACAUUUGUUACAGUGUUGAUCACAUAUAAUAUGAUAGACUAACAUGAAUGUGGUGGUGGUGAUACCACUAUAAGUAUAACAGCCUUAAAUAAGUGCAUAUAACACCAAAUCGCACGUGUCCUGUCCUCUGUGUUAAUGAUUGCUACAGGUUGACCUUAUCAUACAGAAAGCUGUUCAAUGAAAGUGUGGAUCCUCUGACCAUAGAGGGUGUGCUACUUCAACAUUAUUUUAAUUGAAGAUUAGAUUUUUUUAAACUUCUCUAUCACUCCCACUAGGACUUGGAAUGGGCAAUCAGAAAUAUAUUAUCCUCAGAUUCCCUUCACCUUUUUUCAAAUUGAGUUAAAGUUUCUGAAGUUUGUAUCUAAAGUGUUGUAAUCCUUUGUAAUAUCUGUGUAUCUUGUAUAUUAAACUGGCCAUCAGGUGUAAUGGUCAAGAAAGAUGAGAGCCGCUCUACUUCCACAAAACCCAUCACUUCUUGGGGCUGUGCUACAAAUUCAAAUUAAUUGUCUCUGCAAAAUAUAAAAAGCUCAAAAUCUCUUCCCAUUUAGAAAUGAAAAGACAAUACCAGAAAUUUCUGAAAUCUGCUGAAUCAAUAAUCUAGCUGGUCUUUAAGUAAAUAAAGCUCUUAGUAGAAUGAUCUAAUAAUCUAUCAAAAUAUAUCAGUAAGAGAGAGUAAAUCUGACGGUGCAAGUCAUGGAGGAAAUGUAUUACUUUAACGUUGAACUGGAACCAGUUAUAUUUACACCAGGGCUUUCCCACACUGAUUGUAGUUGACGCUCAUCUUUGAACCAGAAUAAUUGAGUAAAGGGUUCAAACUCAUAUAAACAUUGCUAAGUUGUGUGCAUUAUAAUCUAUUUUAGCACACAUGUGUA